AAGAACUAUAAGCAUGUCGGAACCACCUUGCGCGAUUCUUCAAUCAAAUUGAUCCGUAGAUUAAAUUUUGUUUGAUUUGUUUUUUUUUUUUCCUUUAAUUGCGUAUCACUUCACUCUACUAAUUUUUACUUUCAUCUUUCUUUCACUACGUCGCGCUAUGGGAUUUUUACUUUUUACAAAAACACUGUACAAGCUAGGCACGACGGAUCAGUAAGAGAAAAUUCAAUACCUCUAGUAACGAUUUUAUUUUGAGGCUGUUUUCAUGUAAUUCGGAUACUUUGGCAGUUUAGAAAAAAAAAAAAAAAAAAAAAAUUGCAAUUUGAACCCAAGAGAUUUUGUGCUAUGGAAUAAUUAUUCUUGUUGUUUUAUACAGCGAUCAUAGAAGAGUGUAUCGAUAUUAUUGGCCUGUUGGUUCUCAAUGUAUUUCGUUACGUCAUUUUACUUUACAUUAUUAUUCGCUAUUUUUCUCCGAUAUAAAUUUUCACUUGAUUUACUAAAUUACAAAGUGACGAUUAUCAAUAAUAAUUUUUCGCUAUCCUUAUAAUAUUUUCGUGGGGUCGUGUGCGCGUAAAUCGUAUCAACACGUUGAAAUGUAAAUCUAAAAGUUUCUCUUAACAGUUUAAAAUCCAUCGAGUUCGGCGAAGGCUUGAAUUCUCAAUUGCCACCCUAAGACAAGAUAUUAAGAAAUCGCAAGGUAUAAAAAUCGUUGAAAUUUUACAUAAAGGAUACAAAAAUUUUUUUCAAAUUACAAAAACCACUAAUAUAACAAAGUCUCGCGUAACAAAGACGUUUAACCCUAUAACAGACUUUAUGAAAGACCAAAGGUGGAUGUUCAAAACUUCUUUAUUGAACCACAAGAAUGUUUGCAAAGUACGUUUACUUCGAACUUUAAGAGGAUUAUCGGAGAUGAAAUCCCUCUGACAAUUGUAAAUAAAAAUCUGUAUAGGGAUGAAUGAGAAAAUGGCAAAUUCUAAGAGGAUUUCAUCUGUGGUCCGUUUGUGGUGGUGAGUUUACCAAGAUGAAGGUUCUGUGUAACAUAAAGAACGACUAGUUAAUAACGGAUGAGAAUGUACUCGAGGUGACUGGAUACCAAAGUAAAGGUGGAGCGUGCCUGGGUAGGUCGCUACCACCGAGAAGAAGAAGAAGGAGGUCGAUGAGGAGAAGGAUAAGAAGCAACAGCAAAGGCGAUGGAGGCGAACGGGACUGAGAGCAGCCUGAACGGCACAGAAGCCAAUCGGACUGUCACGCCAAUUUUUACCAUAGGCACGGACUUCAUUACGCAAUGGAAAUUAAAGAGACAGCGGGAACGUCUUUGUCGAUAUGUGUACAAUCAGAUCCUGACGGCUGAGUGUACACAAUUGAAUGGCUCCUGGCCGGAUCCUGAUGACCCACGUUGGAACAGUGGCGAAUACGCUGACCUUUUACCUGAUUGGUUCCCCACCAAUGCUACUAACGUCUCCUCCGUCGGUAAUGCAACCUCACCGACUACUCAAGAUGAGUCACUCAGUCCUGUGCUUCCGCCGUUCGAACUUUGGCAGACGAUCCUGAUCGCGUUGUGCUUAGCAAUCUGUAUAGUACUCACCGUAGGCGGUAAUAUACUUGUACUGCUAGCGUUUAUCGUGGACAGAACAAUCAGACAGCCGAGUAAUUACUUCAUUGCUUCACUCGCCGCUACUGACAUGCUAAUCGGUACAGUUUCCAUGCCAUUUUAUACGGUUUACGUGCUCAUGGGAUAUUGGGACUUGGGACCGUUACUGUGUGAUCUAUGGUUGUCUGUGGAUUACACGGUGUGCCUGGUGUCGCAAUACACGGUUCUGUUGAUCACUAUCGAUCGGUUCUGCUCGGUUAAGAUCGCAGCCAAGUACAGAAACUGGCGAACGAAGAGUCGGGUGAUAUGGAUGGUGACUAUCACGUGGAUAAUACCAGCUUUGCUAUUCUUCAUCAGUAUAUUUGGUUGGGAGCAUUUUGUGGGAUAUAGGGAUCUAAUGCCUGGUCAGUGCGCGGUGCAGUUCCUAAAGGAUCCUGUCUUUAACACUGCCUUGAUAAUUGGCUACUAUUGGACCACUUUGAUAGUGCUGUUUAUACUGUAUGGCGGUAUCUACAAGACGGCGUACGACAUGCAGAAGAAGAGCGAGGCGAAGCAACGUAAGAUGCAGUCUAUGGUAGCGCUGAGUGCUGGUGCAAUGUCAGGGAUGGCUGGACGUGCGGCGGGUAUUGGAAUAUCAAAGACACAGAGUACUUUGCUCAGUCAGGACAAGCCGAAAGCAGUGGGAGCUACACCCGGUGGUGGCGGUGGUGGAGGAGUUCCGGUAGCGUCGACUAACACCGCAGGAAAUGGGGAUAACGUUGCUGUGCAGAAGACGUCCUCCAAAACGGCACCUGGUACCGGUGCCACUGUAGAACUUGAUACCAAACAAAUGAGUUUACCGAUUACAGCAUCUGAGACGGAGAAAUCCGAAAGAUCAAGCAGCCCAGCAUUUGAUUCCGAUGAGGAUAGUACGGUUGGUCCAGCGCAGCAAUUGAACUGCGGUAGGAAAAGAUCAUCUUUAGCUGGUCUGGUAGCGCAAUCCGGUGCGCUCCAAGUGUUCAGUAGUAACGGUAGGAUAAAUGGUAUAAUUCCAGUGAAGGUGGAGAUGAACGUCCCUGCGAGGAAGCCCUCACCGACGAGUCCUGGCGGUGAUCAGGUCACUGGGAAUCUGUCAAAGACUCAAACUCUGCCUCUGAUCCAGGAGCAGAGCCUGCUAGAUACGGACAAUCCAAUUGAGCCUGACAGGUCCAGCAGUACCCUGACCCCAGAGCAAUCGCUGAAAUCAAUAGGAACGGAUCCAAGGACAGGGCUUGGUACCAUAGACAGCGAGGUUAUGGGUAACAAUGAAUCUUUAAACACAACACCGUCUGCUCACUUGAGAUUCUCUUUGAUCAAUGCUCAAUCAAGCGCUCAACAGAUCAUCAUACCACCUCCGUCACAAUUUCAAAGUAGUCCACCGGUUUCCGACGCCACCUCCACGUCGUCCUCGACGGACAGACCCAAAUCAUUGGUGGUAUCCAUUCAAAGUCAGAUCACCUAUGACAUACUGACUGGUCUUGAUGGUGCUGAUCUUCGAUACAUGGACGAGAGUUCAGUGAUAGUACCUAGUCCUUCUUACGAGAGUCCACCAUCUUCUUUCACCUGCAGUCUAGCCAAUCCGUUAUCAACGGCGCCGUCUUCGCCACUCUUAGGAAACCUCGGCACCUCAGCUGCCAAUACCAGUCUUCUUCAGGCGGCGCUGAUCCGCGCAACCGCCCAGCAAGCCGGAACAACCCAAACACUUAUAAAUUCUCAGCACGAGCCGAUCACUCAACAUGCCUCGAGCCAAACACUUCCGCCUCGCGUGUUCAUUACUCAUCAGAGUAACGCGUCCUCGCAGACCUCACCGACAGUGAGUAAAGUCAAUACUGAGGUCACUGUCAAAACCGAGGACAUAAAGCGUCAUCAGCCAGUGACAACCAUAACCACUGUUGUCAACGAAACACCCCCUGUCGAAUCAUCCAACAGCAUAACGGACAGACUUUCCGACCAUGCACCAAAACCAGUCAAUCCACCUCAGAACUCAUCAUCCAGCAGUGUUGUUCCAACGAUUUCCGGUACCACGAGCGGAGCGGAAGCCAAGAGGCAGUCCAAGAAGAGGGAGGCUGGCGACGGAGAAGAGAGUGGCUCCAGGAGAGACUUCGUUAAGACUAUUGGUAAGAGGCUGAAGGUGAAGACACAGAAAAAGGAUCCCACUGUGGGAAGACAAAAGUCCAGGACUGAAAAUAGAGCUCGCAAAGCCUUCAGGACUAUAUCUUUUAUUCUCGGAGCUUUCGUCGCCUGCUGGACGCCCUAUCAUAUAUUGGCGCUCGUUGAAGGUUUCUGUGCGAAUCCACCCUGCACCAACGAGCACUUGUACAUGUUCUCGUAUUUUCUGUGCUACGCGAAUAGUCCAAUGAAUCCAUUUUGUUAUGCACUGGCGAAUCAACAAUUCAAAAAGACCUUCACGAGAAUAUUAAAGGGCGAUUUGCACAUGACGUAAGAAAAAUAUUUGAAUUAUUUUCAUAAAAAAAAGAAAAUCAAAGAAUGAGAGAAUAACGAAUGCGUGGGCUACGUACGCGGAUGGCUAUUGUGGGAUUGUCGAAAUUAGGCCUCCCUGGAAACCGCACCGAAUUAUACGUGUGAAUGUGGUCAAACUGGACAAUAAUGUAAUGGAAUAUCUGUAUGAAUGAAAUAAAUCGUUAAUUGAUAACACGUGGAGCGAGUAUAUCGACGAAAAAAAAAUAAUACCGAUAAUUGAUAUAAUAUAUAUAUAUGUGCAAUAUAUAUAUAUUAUGUAAAUACAAUUAAUCUUCUUUUAAUUGUCUCGUGACCUAAUCAACUGUAUAUAAUGUAUAUGUGUGAAUAUUUGUUAAUUUAUACAUACACAUUACGACACGCGUAUAUAUUAAUCAGAUAUGACAAUUCGUAUGCAUAUACACUCACGAUAAUAUAUAUAUAUAUAUAUAUAUAAAUACAGUAGAGAACAAACGAACGGUAUAACGAAAUUAAUAAUA
This is a messenger RNA of Cephus cinctus (wheat stem sawfly), 4563 nucleotides long. RefSeq names its product muscarinic acetylcholine receptor M5 (gene mAChR-B). Gene Ontology annotation, molecular function: G protein-coupled acetylcholine receptor activity; G protein-coupled serotonin receptor activity. Gene Ontology annotation, biological process: G protein-coupled receptor signaling pathway, coupled to cyclic nucleotide second messenger; chemical synaptic transmission; adenylate cyclase-inhibiting G protein-coupled acetylcholine receptor signaling pathway. Bases 1188 to 4049 code for a protein of 953 amino acids. NCBI's taxonomy places the organism in Eukaryota, Metazoa, Arthropoda, Insecta, Hymenoptera, Cephidae. The transcript is spliced from 6 exons. Gene Ontology annotation, cellular component: dendrite; synapse; membrane. The record is from RefSeq and is a predicted model, not a curated record.